Brassica oleracea var. oleracea is the source of this 330-nucleotide messenger RNA. Its product is annotated as 1-Cys peroxiredoxin PER1-like. The record is from RefSeq and is a predicted model, not a curated record. Gene Ontology annotation, molecular function: oxidoreductase activity; antioxidant activity. Lineage: Eukaryota; Viridiplantae; Streptophyta; Magnoliopsida; Brassicales; Brassicaceae. Gene Ontology annotation, biological process: cell redox homeostasis. The transcript has 3 exons. Gene Ontology annotation, cellular component: mitochondrion; cytosol. The coding region runs from base 1 to 330 and encodes 109 amino acids.
AUGCCAGGGAUCACACUAGGAGACACGGUGCCAAACCUAGAGGUGGAGACGACACACAAGAACUUCAAGCUCCAUGACUACUUCGCCGAUUCUUGGACCGUCUUCUUCUCUCACCCUGGGGAUUUCACACCUGUAUGCACAACCGAGCUUGGUGCGAUGGGAAAAUACGCUCAUGAGUUCGAGCAGAGAGGUGUGAAGCUCCUUGAUGAACCGGUUGUUAUCUCACCAGCUGUGUCAGACGAAGAGGCUAAGAAGUUGUUUCCUCAGGGUUUCAAGACUGCCGAACUUCCGUCCAAGAAAGGCUACCUACGUGUCGCCGAUGUCUCUUGA